AUGGAUUUAAUGACGAUUGAUUACAACAGUUAUCCCAACUUAACUGAAUUAGAAGCUAAAGUAUUAACAGAAUAUCAAAAAAUCAAUAAUUUAAUACUUCAAUUAAAUGAUGAAGUAUUAAAAUUAACUCAUGAAUCAUUUGAUAAAGAAGAUAAAUGUAAUUCACAUCAGUUGAAAGAUAACUUAAGAAAUUUAGAAGAGAAGUUUGUGUUGGUUGAUCGUCUUUUUAAAACUUCUGUUUAUUCUUUAUAUUUGGAUAGAAAUGAAGUAGAUGAUAAGAAUCAAGAAGAUGAACAAGAUUAUGAAAAUGAAUUGCAACUGGAUAACUACUAG
Hemisphaericaspora subhashii is the source of this 333-nucleotide messenger RNA. It is a transcript of the gene DAD3, whose product is annotated as Dad3p. Bases 1 to 333 code for a protein of 110 amino acids. The record is from RefSeq and is a predicted model, not a curated record. The transcript has a single exon. Gene Ontology annotation, biological process: attachment of spindle microtubules to kinetochore. Gene Ontology annotation, cellular component: DASH complex; mitotic spindle. NCBI's taxonomy places the organism in Eukaryota, Fungi, Ascomycota, Pichiomycetes, Serinales, Debaryomycetaceae.